Messenger RNA from Triticum dicoccoides, 1411 nucleotides. RefSeq lists its product as uncharacterized. The record is from RefSeq and is a predicted model, not a curated record. The transcript has 3 exons. Bases 116 to 421 code for a protein of 101 amino acids. NCBI's taxonomy places the organism in Eukaryota, Viridiplantae, Streptophyta, Magnoliopsida, Poales, Poaceae.
CCUCCCGCCGCAUCCCCAUCCCCUUGUCUUCUUUGCGGAUGCGCUCGCUUUGGCUAGGCUAGGGUCGUUGCCGAGGCGUGGAGGCGCCCCAGUUCCCCAUCUCCCCGCCUCAGUGAUGGAGAGGUGCGAGAUGGAUGUGGGGAGGAGCGGGCAUGGUGCAGUCUGCAGUGGCCCAAGGAGACGUUGGCCUGGCAGCGGCGGCGGGAGCGGUUGGAGGCGACCACGGGCAUCCAGUCGUCACGGCAAGGGGCCGGUGAUGUGGCUGCUCAAGGUCCGGUUCAUCUUGGAUGUCACGGAGCCUUGCCUCAUUGGACAUGUUCCGCGUGCCCGGUGCCUGCCUGUGCGAGCAGGCGUCGACGGGGCAGAAGGCGGCCCUGUACACUGGCAACGCUUCCUGCACUUGAAAAACCUCGGACAGUGAAGAACAUGGGAGUGCAAGGACACAUUCUGUAUUCUUGAUAUAAUGGUAGGAAGUACUAUGUAAAUAGUGUUUUUGUAGUGACACUGACAAAGCUUAUGCAUGAGAUAGAGCUUGGUUGUACAUUACUUUGCAGGUUUCAAGCCUUUUGAUGGAAGCUCCUGUAUCUUCCUAGCAAGGCUGAUGGACUCUGGUGCUUGGUGAAUGUUGCCCAGCCCUAGACGUCUUCUUAAGUUUUGCAUAAAUACAUCAUCUGGGCUAAUCAAUUUAUAUGAAAACAAAUCAGUAGUGAUUUCGUCAAAUAUAUGGGUUAUUUUGAUGACAGUUUGCUUCUCUCCCUAGCUGAUCAAAUCAACUAUUUUAAUCUCAUUGAACAGCUAGAUGAAUUGAGGUACUAAUUAAAUUAAUAUGCCCCCACCAAUUUAUUAUGUACUAAUUGAAUUAAUAUGCUCUCACAGGUUUAUUAGGUGAUAACUAAAACGAACAUUCUUUGGCUGACAUUUGAAGUAAGAUUUAAAACAACCUACAGAACAAACUGGAGAGGGUACACAUCAGAUGGCUCCCUCCCAUGGAGAAUGAACUGAAGAGUAAUAUUGAUGGCACAUUCCACCCUGAACCGAACGCUGGCGGUUGGGGUGCAGUCAUCAGGAAUCAUAAAGGAGAGGUAAAAGUAUGUGGAGCACUUACAUGGAGAUCAGGCUGUUAUAUGGGGUGCCUAGCUAGGAAUGGAUAAAGGAGCCAGACCUAUUGGCCUUGAAACAGAUUCAGUGCUGCUGAAGAAGGGGGUAAACAAUGAUGAAUGUGGCCUCUCUGCUCUCUACCUAGGCUUAGAAGAGGAGAUCAAGGAAUAUCUGAAGCAAAACUUUGAAGUGUGUCGUUUUACUUCUCCUAAGAGGAACUGUAAUAAAGCAGGCCAUUGUUUCGCUAGCUAUGGUUGUACCUUAAGCAUGUAUGAUCAUCUUCAAACAGAUCAUGUAAUUCCACUUGUAUCGG